This is a messenger RNA of Coccinella septempunctata (seven-spotted ladybird), 3308 nucleotides long. RefSeq lists its product as uncharacterized. Gene Ontology annotation, biological process: DNA integration. The transcript has 3 exons. Lineage: Eukaryota; Metazoa; Arthropoda; Insecta; Coleoptera; Coccinellidae. Gene Ontology annotation, molecular function: nucleic acid binding. Bases 312 to 3308 code for a protein of 998 amino acids. The record is from RefSeq and is a predicted model, not a curated record.
GUACAAGCUGAAGUAUGAGUGGAACGUGUCGGCAGCAAAGUUUCUAUGGUCGACAGGAAUAUUAAUGAAGGAGAUUUGAGUUUUUGUAGUUGAUAUAGUUACGGGGUUUUUGAGAUUUAGAUAUGAAGUGUUGGAUUGAAUUUGGAGAAAAUAAAUAAAACUAUUUUGUGCUAAGACGUGUGAUUAUUGACUUAUAUUUGGAGUAGCACAAUUGGCGACGAGAAGUGGUAAUUUUACCCGCAGGACGUUGAUUUCUGAACAAGGGCAGUCCAAGACAACGAGCUCAGAAGAGUCGAAAAAGUUUACUGAUCAUGACAGACAACAAUAUAAAACCCUUUCUCUGCGAUAACCUCGACAAGGCUUUGAUCAGGGGAGAAUGGGAAAAAUGGUUACGUUCUUUGGAAUUAUAUCUAGCUUCAGAGGAUAUAACAAAUAUUGUUAAGAAAAGGAACAAACUUCUACAUCUUGGAGGAUCGCAGCUUCAAGAAGUAGCAUAUAAUCUUCCAGGAGCAUUAGAAAUCUUCGAUAAAGACAUAAAUAACGACGUUUUCAAAACCCUUGUUGAAAAACUGACCGAUUAUUUUUCACCAAAACAGAACUCAACUUUCGAACGGCACAUAUUCAGAAACAUCAAACCUGAACAAAAUGAAAACUUUAGUAAAUUUGUUCUUAAAAUCAGGAACCAAGCGAGCAAGUGUUCAUUUGGAAAUUCGGCACAAGAAUCGAAUGAAAUAAAUAUUAAAGACAAGAUAAUUGAUAGUUGGGCACCUGUUAAACAACCAGUCAGAAGAGUCCCAAUUACUUUAGAGGCUAAAGUAGAGAGAAAACUAAAAGAAGCACUUUUGUCUGAUAUCAUAGAGAAAGUUACUGAACCAAGUGCAUGGAUCUCACCCAUAGUAGUGGUUUUGAAACCCAACGAUGACAUCCGCAUUUGUGUGGAUAUGCGCCGUGCCAAUGAAGCAAUUCUGAGGGAGAAUUACCCAAUUCCAACUUUCGACUCUUUCAUGACUAAACUCCGGGGAGCAAAGUUUUUCUCUCGACUUGAUUUAGCCAAUGCAUACCACCAACUUGAACUUGAUGAGGAAAGCCGCCCUAUUACUACUUUCAUUACCCACAAAGAAAAAGAACAUGAUUACUGCCUGAAUAACGUACUAGAGGUAUUCAAGGUAAACAAUGUUCUCCUAAACGAAGAGAAAUGUAUAAAAAAGGUCAAGGAGCUUUAUUUUCUCGGCCACAAGCUCUCCGACAAAGGAAUCGAAGCAGACCAUGCGAAAAUAAAAACAAUAUUGCAGUUCCGACCACCGACUACAAAAGAAGAAACAAGAAGCUUUCUUGGACUCGUCACCUAUCUAGGGAAGUUCAUACCAGAUCUGGGAACCACAACGGAACCACUCCGGAGGCUGAUUAGAGAAAACCAGAAGUUUGAAUGGUGUCAAGUCCAGCAAGAAAGUUUUAACAAACUAAAAAAAUCGCUGGCGACUCUUCCGAUAUUAUCAUACUUUGAUCCUCAGCUGAGAACCCGUCUAGUAGCAGAUGCUAGCCCUGUGGCACUGGGAGCUGUACUUUUACAGUUUAAUGAACAAAGAACACCACAAGUUAUAUCGUUCGCUAGUAAAAGUCUUUCGGCUACAGAAAAACGCUAUUCGCAAACGGAAAAAGAAAGCUUAGCUCUCGUCUGGGCCGUGGAGCGUUUCCAUUAUUAUCUAGCGGGUUUGGAAUUUGAAUUAGUUACGGACCACAAGCCUUUAGAGGCAAUUUUCAAACCAUCAUCGAAGCCACCAGCUCGAAUCGAAAGAUGGGUUCUCAGGCUACAGGCUUACAAAUUCAGAGUUAUCUACCAAUCGGGGAAACUAAAUAUAGCCGAUUCAUUAUCAAGAUUAUGCCAACUCGAUGAAGAGCCAUCGUUCGACAAGGAAAACGAAUAUCACGUCCGUGCCCUGCUUGAAAUUGACUCACCAGCAGCUAUGAAUAUUAGCAAAAUUAUAAGUGAGAGUCAACAUGAUCGGAAAAUAUCUGAUGCAGUAAAAAAGAUCAAGGAUGAUUGUUGGGAAAUUGCAGACAAAAAUGCUCUUUACCCCUUUCGCCAAGAGCUGAUGACAAUAGGAUCAGUAAUUCUGCGAGGAAGUAGACUAGUUAUACCUGAUUCGUUGAAAGCCGAGGUAUUACAAUUAGCCCACGAGGGGCAUCCGGGAGAGACGGUGAUGAAAAGGAGACUGAGAGCUAAGGUUUGGUGGCCAUUUAUGGACAGAGAAGUCGAGAAAUUUGUAAAAAAUUGUAGAGGCUGCUUAUUAGUUACAAUUCCGGAUAAACCACCACCGAUGAAAAGGCAUAAAUUCCCGGAACGGCCGUGGCAAUGUGUAGCAAUAGAUCUUAUGGGACCCUUGCCAAAUCAAGAUCAACUCUUGGUCAUAAUAGACUACUAUUCAAGGUACCAAGAAAUAAAAUUUCUCAGAACGACUACCUCCGCUGUCAUUAUAAAUCACUUGUCAGAGAUAUUUUGUCGCCUAGGAAUACCAAGAUCUAUUAGAGCGGACAACGGACCCCAAUUUGCCAGUCAAGAGUUCAAGAAUUAUUGUUCACACAAUAAUAUUGAAUUGAUCCACACACCACCAUAUUGGCCUCAAGCAAACGGCGAGGUAGAAAACAUGAAUAGGGCUAUAUUAAAGAGAUUACAAAUAGCUCAGGCAAAUAAACAAAAUUUUAAAACGGAACUUCAAAAAUUUACAAUGAUGUAUAAUGUAACGCCACAUGGAACCACCGGUAAAUCACCAUCAGAACUGAUGUUCAACAGAACCAUUCGUGACAAAAUCCCAUCUAUGGCAGAUCUAGUUGUUGAGCCGGUAGACGAAGAAGCGCGCGAAAAUGACAUGGUGAAUAAACAAAAAGGAAAGGAAAAGGAAGAUUCAUCAAGACGAGCAAAAAUAAUCGAAAUAAAACAAGAUGACAAAGUGUUAGCGAAGAAUAUGAUAAUUCCCAACAAACUGAUACCGAGAUUCAAUAACGAAGAGUUCACUGUAGUGGAAAGAAAGGGAAAUGAAGUAACCCUUUCAAGUGAAGAUGGCCAGAUAAUAAAAAGACACGUUAGCCACUUGAAGAAACUCCCCGAACCAAUACAGGGGUGCGAUGAAACUGAUAUUUCCAGAAACAAACCAGAUCUUAGGUCAGAAUCGCCAAAUCCCAUUACACAUCCCUUAUCUCCGAAGCUUAUCAACGAAAGUGAACCAGAGAAGGAAAUAUCUAAAGUAUCAGGAAAGCUGCCGUUACUGAAGUUGAAAAAAAUGGAGGGAAUGUGGCACUGUACAAGCUGA